Molecule: messenger RNA, 2082 nt
Organism: Aspergillus nomiae NRRL 13137
Lineage: Eukaryota; Fungi; Ascomycota; Eurotiomycetes; Eurotiales; Aspergillaceae
Product: putative phosphatidylinositol-3,4,5-trisphosphate 3-phosphatase
Exons: 3
Coding region: 1-2082 (693 amino acids)
Biological process (GO): phosphatidylinositol dephosphorylation; negative regulation of cell population proliferation; regulation of phosphatidylinositol 3-kinase/protein kinase B signal transduction
Cellular component (GO): cell projection; cytosol; nucleus
Molecular function (GO): protein tyrosine/serine/threonine phosphatase activity; phosphatidylinositol-3,4,5-trisphosphate 3-phosphatase activity; protein tyrosine phosphatase activity
Source: RefSeq, a predicted model, not a curated record
AUGCAGCUCUCUUCGGUCUUCACGGUCGCCCUUUCUGCUCUCAACCUUGCCUCUGCUUUACCUCUCCAUCGCCUCGACACCAGUCCAGCUCUGUCCUGGCACGUCUCCAACUUCAACACUGGCUGCUCCCCAGGCGGCUGCGUGUAUAACUUCAAUAUUACUGGCGUCGCAAGCCAGAACACUCCCGGAUUCCAAACCCAUUGCUCGGGUACCAAUGUCCAAGAUGAUUACGCCUUCUGUGAUGACAAGCUCGUGAAGGCGAAGGUGGUGUCUCAACUAUACCCCGUGUGGACGGUCCAUGUACAACACGCUUGGUUCCACGGCGAGGCCGAGUUCUAUGCUCUUGGCCAUGCCAACGUCACAUCUACUCAAAAGAACUUCACUAUCCCUGUGACUGAGGCCUCGAUCCUACGACAAAUCGUCGCUGGUCCUAGAUUACAGCACCCAGAAGCAGGUCUAGAUCUAUGCUAUGUCACCGACAAUCUGAUUGCAACGUCUGGCCCGUCCCCUAGCUACCCGAAACGCGCCUACAGAAACCCGCUCGAUGAUCUAGUGAAAUACCUUGACUCUAAACAUGGCGAGGACUGGUGCGUCUUUGAGUUCCGGGCUGAGGGGACAGGGUACCCCGAUAAAGCUGUCUAUGGACGGAUACAUCACUACCCAUUCCCGGAUCACCAUCCCCCACCAUUUGCGCUUAUUCCCUCACUUAUGGGCUCUAUGUAUAACUGGCUCCAUGGCAAGGAUUCUCAGGGGGAGGCACAGGAGAAACGGAAGAGAGUUGCGGUGGUCCACUGCAAGGCUGGUAAGGGACGGAGUGGAACGGUCGCGUGUAGCUAUUUGAUGGCACAUGAGGGCUGGAAGAUGGAGGAUGCUUUGCAACGGUUUACCGCACGGAGAAUGCGGUCUGGGUUCGGCCCUGGGGUGAGUAUCCCGAGCCAGCUGCGCUGGGUCGGGUAUGUCGAUCGCUGGGUGAACCAAAUGGGCAAGAUGUACAUCGAACGACCGGUGGAGAUCCUCGAGCUGCACGUGUGGGGUCUGCGGGAUGGUGUCAAAGUUGCAGUGGAAGGGUUCGUCGAUGAAGGCAAGAAGAUUCAAAACUUUCACCUAUUCAAACGCAGUGAACGCAUCGUUGUGGACGAUGGAAGGGCGAAGACAAAUUCUUCACAGAAGACGGACAAAAAGAAAGUGAACGGCCAAAAGAAUGGUAUCAAAAAGGCAUUCUCAUCUGUAGUAGAUUCAUCGAGUUCAUCCAGCUCGGACUCAUCCGAUGAGGACUCAACUACCCAGAAGGGCACGUCGGCCGUCCUCUUCCGGCCGAGCAAGCCGCUCAUCCUCCCAACCUCCGAUAUAAAUAUUGAUUUUGAACGAAGAAGCAAAGCUUACAAAGAUUGGGCAAUGGUGACAUCCAUCGCGCAUGUGUGGUUCAACGCUUACUUCGAAGGCGGCGACAAGCAAGAUUCAGGCGUCUUCGAAGCAGAGUGGGACACGCUAGAUGGGAUCAAAGGCACCUCCAGAAAAGGAGUUAGGGCUCUCGACCGGCUCAAAGUAGUAUGGAGAUACCCACCUUCGGAACCCGAAACAAAGAACUCGGAGACGGCGCCCACGCCGGGCCAAAUCAUCACCGAGCCCAAACCCGGUGAACCCAUGUUCGAAAGCCAUGCUGCUGACUGGAGAGGCCAAGACCCGGAAGAGCAGAAAGCUGCACGAGAUCAGGAGAACAUUCCGACGCGGGCUCCCGAUGUCCCAGAGCACCCAAAAGAAAGCAAGGAGGAUGCAAACCCGAUCCUCGCAGGCCUCAGCACUGCCACCAGCAAUGCCGCCGCCGCUGCUACAACUUCGGUGCAGAUGCUAAGCAAGGAUCUAGGACUGAGAAGGCAGACGGACGAGAGCAAAGACGUCAGUCUCGCCGAAAGUGAAGACAAUGAGUCGGUGCUAGGUCACCGGAAGCAGGAAGGCGAUGAAGAGAAAAGACAAGCCCUGAACAGAGCAGAAAGUGAAGACUUCCAAGGCGUACAAUCUUACUUUGGAAAUGGCGAUAAAGACGACUCUACAAGCUCGCCGAAGCCUACUAAAGCUUCGUGA